This is a messenger RNA of Phragmites australis (common reed), 720 nucleotides long. Its product is annotated as protein FAR1-RELATED SEQUENCE 9-like. Gene Ontology annotation, molecular function: zinc ion binding. The coding region runs from base 1 to 720 and encodes 239 amino acids. Gene Ontology annotation, biological process: regulation of DNA-templated transcription. NCBI's taxonomy places the organism in Eukaryota, Viridiplantae, Streptophyta, Magnoliopsida, Poales, Poaceae. The transcript has a single exon. The record is from RefSeq and is a predicted model, not a curated record.
AUGAACAAAGCAGUGGGUACUGUAGGUCCUUUACUUAAGGAAGGUAAAGAGUUGGAGGACGAAUUCAAGGACUGUAUAAACUACAGUGUCAUGCCGGAAGAGUUUGAGGCAAAGUGGCAAGCUAUGAUUCAAAAGCAUGGCUUGCAGGACAACAAGCAUUUUGGGCAUUUGUAUAGCAUCCGACAGAGUUUUGUGCCAGCGUACUAUAUGCAUUGCUUCUUCCCGUUCCUCCAAUCCACGCAAAGAAGUGAAGGUUUUAACGCAGUGUUGAAGUUGUAUGUCAACCCAAACCUAUCAAUACUGGACUUUGUCAAGCAAUACCAGAAGAUUCAAGAUAAGUGUCUUGUUGCUCAAGAUGGGCAGGACUUCAGAACCGAUGAUAAGACUCGAAAUAUAUGGUCGAAGAACCCUAUUGAGAAGCAUGCCUCAAUUGUGUAUACGAAGAACAUAUUCUACAGAUUCUCAAAAGAAUUUGAAAAGAUCGAAGAGUAUUUUGUGCAGCAUAUAGGUGACUACCAGUUCAGGCUUGUGCCAAAUGACAAGUUUGUUGAUGGCUAUGGCGCUAGGUCAUAUGAUGUGACAGCAAUUGAAGAAGAAGAAAGCUACUAUUGCGAGUGCAGCAAGUUUGAUAGGGAUGGCAUAAUUUGCUGUCACAUCAUCAAGGUUAUGAGCAGAUUUGGUGUCAAGAAGCUGCAUGACCGAUACAUAAUGGAAAGGUGA